Molecule: messenger RNA, 1805 nt
Organism: Hevea brasiliensis (rubber tree)
Lineage: Eukaryota; Viridiplantae; Streptophyta; Magnoliopsida; Malpighiales; Euphorbiaceae
Product: ethylene-responsive transcription factor ERF113
Exons: 2
Coding region: 663-1394 (243 amino acids)
Biological process (GO): ethylene-activated signaling pathway; regulation of DNA-templated transcription
Molecular function (GO): DNA-binding transcription factor activity; DNA binding
Source: RefSeq, a predicted model, not a curated record
AUUGAAAGUGGCAGAAAAUUUUUAGCCCAUGAUCGAAGAAAGUGUAAAUCCGACUAAUUUAUGGGCUUUUUAAUUUCAUUCUUCCGACACCGACAACACCUUAUAUUUAGAUCCCUCGAGCCAGCUGAGACAGCCAUGCAAUUUUUUGGAAUACAAAUUGCCACAUGUACCCUAUGACGUUUGGUUGUAUUUAAAAUACUAUGCAACGUUGGGUAAUUUUAGCACCAAUUAUUAUAUUUCCAAUUUUUUUAAAAUUUUCUUCUGCAUACACAAGAAGAUAAAUCCUCCGAGAAUGGCCAAACUUGUCAGUAAAUAACUUCUGUCGAUCCCAUUUCUCCUCUUCUAGCAUCUGCCCUUUUUUCCCCCUUGAAUUCCAAAGAAAAUUACCAACUAUAUUACUUCUUCGAUCUACUUCUUGAUGUCCCAAGUCUUAAUCCGAAGCUAGCAAAGCAAAUCUGAUUCUGAAAUACGAAAUCUUGACAAUAAUCAUUUCAUGCCUUAGCUGGUGAGGCGUGUUACAACCAUUUGGUAUAUAAUUAAUCUGUUUUCCAAAGGUGGAUCGAAGGCAUGGAAAGAGGCCACUUCCAUCGGAAGCACCAGAGGAGAAAGAGAAGGAACACGAUGACUUCCCUUCUUAUUCAUCUUCUUGGUCAGAAACGGACAUGUCUGCCAUGGUUUCAGCUCUCUCUCAAGUCAUCGCUACAACCACCGGAGAUAACCCAACUAUGGUGCAAUCAACCCCACUAGCCGCAGAGCAAUCCAUUGUCAAAGCGGAACCUGGCCAGCCUCAACCCACCCAAGAUCAAGAUAAUACAAGGAGAAGACACUAUAGAGGAGUAAGACAAAGACCUUGGGGCAAAUGGGCAGCAGAAAUACGUGAUCCUAAGAAGGCAGCACGAGUCUGGCUCGGUACUUUUGACACCGCCGAGGACGCAGCCCUUGCAUAUGACAAAGCAGCUCUCAAGUUCAAAGGCACCAAGGCUAAGCUUAAUUUUCCUGAAAGAGUUCAAGGGAAACCCGAGUUUAGCUACUUCAUGACAUCUGGUGGUUCAAGUGUUUCACCUGAACAAAAUCCAACGCCAGUGGCCAUUCCUGCCCCUUCUCAUCGUCUUCCUCCUACUCCUCCGUCUUUUCCACAAGAAACUUACCCAGACUUGCUUCAUUAUGCCCAAAUUCUUUCCAGCAACGAUGCAAAUUUCCCUUAUUACACUUCAACUCUCUUUAAUCAGCAGCAGCCUUAUGUUCCGCAUUAUCCAUCCAAUUUUUCAUCACCGCAGCAGCAGCAACAACAUCAGUUUCAACAGCAAGAUCCGAUGAGAUUCUCGCCAUGGUUCGAUAGCUCCUCUAGUUCUGAUUAUCAAGAACAUGAGGACUCUAGUAAACCAAGCGAGUAGUGUAUCUCUGGCUUCCUUAUUAAUUAAGGACUACAUUAGAAAAAUUAUAUAUAUGUAUCCAUCCAUUAUUAGUUAGGUAAUCUGAUCAGUCAGCAUCUUUGUUAUGGGAUUCCAUAAACAAGAGCUUCUAAGGAUUUUUGCUAUGUUUUUGAAGCUCUUCUGCAUUUACCGAUUUUUUAGAUGCAUGGGAUGACAGUUAUAUUAGUCACCCCAAGGAUCUCCUUCCAGUCUGCAUGAUCGCGGACUACUGUAGGAGAUUUUGGCUAGUGUUCCUUUUUUUAUUUUCCUAAAGUAUAUUUGCUUUGGCUAUUCCAAAGUCGAAAACGCUUUUGAAUUUUGUACUAAAGUAAUGAUGUUUGUAUGUGGACAACUCUUGGCAAAGUUGAAUGAGUUGGGGUUGGUUUAUUUAUA